CAUCCUCUUCGCGGUUUUCAUGGUCGUCAACAAAGUCGCGCAAGUUGCGAUUCGAAGUAUGUUCCCAGGAUUCGCGAGACGCUCUUCCGAAAAGCUGUUUGAUGAGAUGCUGAAAGCCGUUUUGCGCGCGCCGAUUCAUUGGUUCGACAGCAUCUCUGUGGGAACUUUGCUCACAAGGUUCAGUUUCGACGUAGAACAGGUGGAUUCGACUUUGCCAGUGAUGCUGUUUCCGUUUCUGAUCUUCAUGUCCUGGAACUUCACGGCGAUAUUCUUUACGACGUACUUGCUGUUUAGCAAUGCUGGCGCUAGUACGAGUGGUGGUAGUGGACCGUCUGGAGACGGAAGCGGUGUCAUGGAGGACCCAGGUGCUGGAGAAACAACCACUAAUGUUUUAUCCUCUCCAAUGGCAAUGGGGUGGAUCUAUAUCGCAGUGAUUAUUCCUUUGUUUCUAGGCCCCCUAUUGUUGCUUCUCUCCACCGCUAGGAGACGGUUAGCAGAAUUACAGCAACUGGAAAACAUGCCAGCAAUUCUGUCGUUGUUUUCCGAGACCUGCCUUGGUUCGACUACAAUCCGGGUGUUCGAGCGUCAAGGCAUGUACAC
Amoebophrya sp. A25 is the source of this 600-nucleotide messenger RNA. NCBI's taxonomy places the organism in Eukaryota, Dinophyceae, Syndiniales, Amoebophryaceae. The record is from the annotation of a GenBank genome assembly.